CCGUCCCACCGCUGCCACCCCCGACUGACCGUCCCUCCAUCCCCCGCCAAGUCUCGCGCUCUGCCUCCGCCCUCCUCCUCUUCAUCAUCCCGCCAGUCCGUCCGGCAAUCAAUAGAUGGCGCUCUCGCUCUAUCCUCUCCGCCGUCAUUCUCACGCAUACACCAUUGCCCUCUCACAACCCAUCCGCAGGGCCAGUAGGAAUUAAACCUGCCAUUAUACGUUUUACUACCCACCUACCUACCUACCUACCUACCUAUCUAUCUAUCUACCUGUCAAUCCACCACCAAUAUGGCCAUCGAGAUCCUCCCCUUGACAAAAGCGGACAUCCCCGCGGCCGUAGAAUGCAUCCAGAAAGCAUUUGCCGAUGAUCCGUACUUCCACUGGGUCUUUAACGAUCCGUCCGGAUUCAACAUCGACCGCAACGCCGCCUCCCUCGCCGCGCACUUCCUCUACGGCCUCUCCUGCCAGGACCCCAUCUACGUCGCCAAAUACACCACCCCGCCCACCAGCGACAAAUACACGGCCCCCGCCACCACCACGGGCUCCGUCGUCGGCGUCUGCUGGUGGUUCAACCCGCACCCCCCGACCACGCCCGUCCCCUGGACCACCUGGGCCCAGGACUGGCUCCUCUCCUUCCGCCAGCUCUUCAACAACAUCCGCUUCGGCGGCCGCGGCGGCCUCAACGUCCGGCGCUACUGGCUGUGGAAGGAGCUGCAGCAGCAGACCCACGAGAAGGUGUGGACGGACCCCCGGGGAUAUUACUUCUGUAAUGUGCUCGCGGUGGAUUCGUCGAUGCGGGGCAUGGGGGUGGGCCGGAAGUUGGUCGAGGUGGUGACGCAGCAGGCGGAUGAGGAUGCCGUGCCGUGCUAUCUGGAGAGCUCCAAGGGGGUUCCCAAUCUGGUCAUCUAUGAGAAAUUGGGCUUUGGGCUCGUUAGUGAGAUUGAUUGUGUUGAUGGGGGGGAUGAGUGUAAGCUAUACUGCAUGAUCCGCCAGCCGACAGUGAAGGCGUAACGGGAUCCUCCAGUUCUCUUGAAAUAGACUGGAGUUCAUACUACAUGGUGAGGCUAUUUUGGGUCGGCUUAUGCAGAAGCGCGUUUGGGAAUGGAAUGGAAUGGUGCGGCUUAUCUAUCUUGCUUGGCAUUUGCGCUCUGGCAUACUUCUCUCCUACUAUCGAUCUAUCAUCGCCUCUUCCGGUCGGCUGUUUCUACUUCACAAGCGUCUCUCAAUCUCUCUCAAUCAAUCUGAACUACUACGAUAUCUAUACUGUCUUUGAGCGUCUUCGAGAUGUCUCAGAUUGAGCUAUCUUAAUUGCAGUCAGAUAUUACUUAC
This is a messenger RNA of Aspergillus heteromorphus CBS 117.55, 1329 nucleotides long. RefSeq lists its product as uncharacterized. The record is from RefSeq and is a predicted model, not a curated record. The transcript is spliced from 3 exons. The coding region runs from base 289 to 1011 and encodes 240 amino acids. Lineage: Eukaryota; Fungi; Ascomycota; Eurotiomycetes; Eurotiales; Aspergillaceae. Gene Ontology annotation, molecular function: acyltransferase activity, transferring groups other than amino-acyl groups.